Messenger RNA from Prunus armeniaca (apricot), 354 nucleotides. The record is from the annotation of a GenBank genome assembly. NCBI's taxonomy places the organism in Eukaryota, Viridiplantae, Streptophyta, Magnoliopsida, Rosales, Rosaceae.
AUGGGAGACGACGAGCAGAGCAAGCCUACGAAGAGAGAUGGAGGUUAUGGUGCCUCCAAGGACGGUGGUGCAAAUGAUGCCAACAAUCCUUUUUUUGUUCAUCACAGUGACCAUCCGGGCAUGGUACUUGUUCCCAAACUCCUUAACGGAGAUAAUUACACAACGUGGUGCCAGUCAAUUCGCUUAUCCCUUGGCGCAAAAAAUAAGCUAGGGUUCGUUGAAGAGACCGUGCAAAUACCGUCCGAGAAGAGCAAUCCAGAUCAUUAUUCUCGCUGGUUACAGUGUAACGAUAUGGUGCUCUCAUGGAUCCUUAAUUCUAUUGAACCUGAGAUCGCCGAUAGCGUCAUCUACUAG